Molecule: messenger RNA, 2175 nt
Organism: Diabrotica virgifera virgifera (western corn rootworm)
Lineage: Eukaryota; Metazoa; Arthropoda; Insecta; Coleoptera; Chrysomelidae
Product: insulin-like growth factor-binding protein complex acid labile subunit
Exons: 2
Coding region: 672-2153 (493 amino acids)
Molecular function (GO): protein binding
Source: RefSeq, a predicted model, not a curated record
AUACGACAUUGACACAAUCUCGAAACAAAUGACUGCGAAUGAAAAGCCCUAUUCAUUCAAACUAGAUUUAAAAGAUACGUGUUUAUCAACUUUUGUGACAAGUUCCGUUAUAUCUGUUAUUAUAUUAUGAGAUACAAAAAUUACACAUUUUAAAAUUAGUUAGUACCUCAUAGUAAGUAACCACCUAUUUUUGUAUAUUUGCUUUUGCUAUAAUAAAAUAACAGAUACAACGAACUUUGUCACAAAAAUUGAUCACCCUGUAUACCUACCAAAUUGCUAUAAAAAAUAGCAAUGGUUAAUAGUUAAUACCAUUUUUUAAGAAAGUGUCAGUAGCUAUAGACAUCACUAUUUAUAUAAAAAAAUAUAUACAGACAAAAAGUCAGUGUGUUGUUGAACACGAAAAAGGAGAAAGAAUUCAAUCAAGGUAGAAUAAUUUAAUUUUGAGAUUAAUAGAUACAUCAAACCAGUUUCAUCGAAAGUUCAUUUAUUCAAGCUAAGAAUGUUCUACAGAUUUUCUUUCUAUAUACGCCAGACAUCUGCAACGUAUAGUGAUAGAACAUCACAACAUUCCAAUCAUAUGGCCCGGAGAUUUAGCCGAUUUAGAAUGUAACUCAGUAGCAGUAAAGCAGAACAAAAUAGAAGCCAUUAGUGUAAACGCUUUCAAUUCAUCCAUGAUUGAAACCUUAGAUUUGUCCAACAAUAAAAUAAAAUGUUUAUUUGAAGAUCAACUAGCUAUAGAGAAUUUGUUGCACUUAUCGUUACAAAAUAAUAGGCUGGUGUACAUAGAAAAAAAUGCCAUACCAUCUACUGUAACUACUCUAAAUUUGAGGUUUAAUAAACUUUCAUCGUUCGAAAGUCCGAGCAAUGUUGAAGAACUUAUUUUAUCGCAUAAUAAAUUAUUAACAUUGGAUUUAAGUAAAUCUUUGCUAUUAAAGCAAUUACAUUUGGACUAUAAUGAACUAAGACGUUAUGACUUUUCCGGAUUAACACAAUUAACUCUCCUAAACUUAAGUUUUAAUGGUUUGCAAUACUUAAACAGAGAUAAGUUUUUAAAUAUGAACCAGUUGUUUGAAUUAGACUUAUCGAACAAUUACUUGAAAGACAUAGAUAUGCUAGAGAACACUUUUCCAAAAUUAGCCGUUCUUAAGCUCAACGACAAUUUAAUCAGCCGAUUUGAAGAUAUUUUACAAAGUAUAGGUACUCUCAUGGAGCCAGAUGUUUCCGGAAAUAUUAUAGAACAUUUUAAUUUCAGUAAUCUAGGAAAAGUUUGGAGAUUAAAAAUGAAUAAUAUGAAGUUAACUAGUCUUGAUCCUGAAAGCCUUUUUAAUAUGAAUACAUUAUACGAGAUUGAAUUAUCCAACAACUCAUUAUCAACUUUUAACUCAAAUUUAUAUAUUCCGACGAUUUGGAGAAUGGAUUUAAGUCGCAAUGAUAUCAGAAGAAUUGACAACAACUUUGGAAACUUUAAAGCAUUAGGUAGUUUGGAUUUGUCUUACAAUAGUAUAAGUUAUUUUAAUGUUGCGUCAAACAAUUUAGAUAAGUUAUGGAAAUUGAAAUUAAACAACAAUAAACUUGGUAGAAUAGCAGACCGUAAUGUGCCAAAUUUAAAUUUUUUAUUGAUGUUAGAUCUGGCAUUUAACAAUUUAAAAACGUUUAUGAUCUCUCCCAAUAAAUUAAAAAGAUUAAGGUUGCUGGAUUUAUCUUCUAACAGUAUUUCUGUGUACGACGAAAAACUUGUAAAUAAUCUGCAAGGUUUAAGAUUCUACAACUUAAGAAAUAACUUUAUUAGUGAAUUUCCUUCAAGUGCUUUCUAUUCACAAAAUAAGCUUUAUUAUCUUGACGUAUCUUUCAAUGUGAUUACUUCUAUGAAAUAUAGAGAUAGAGAAAAUGCAAGAUCUAACAUACGGACUUUCAAUAUUUUUGGCAAUCCUUUAAAUUGUUUACAUCAAAGACAAAUUGAAGCUUUCUGUCUACGAAAUAAUAUUUUGCUAAAUAUUUGUGAUGUUGCUAAUGGAAAAUCCCCAAUAUGUGUAGAUUAUAAGUGUGACUGUGAAUUUAUUUAUAAUGAAUUAACAGAACAAUUUCUUAAGUUUAUUAAUAAACCUAAAGUAGGUAAUUGUAGUUUUUCUGUUUUAGCACAUAAUGGAGCAUAAUAAAACUCAUUUAUUUACUAGA